Molecule: messenger RNA, 878 nt
Organism: Dunckerocampus dactyliophorus (ringed pipefish)
Lineage: Eukaryota; Metazoa; Chordata; Actinopteri; Syngnathiformes; Syngnathidae
Gene: hdhd3
Product: haloacid dehalogenase-like hydrolase domain containing 3
Exons: 3
Coding region: 100-852 (250 amino acids)
Source: RefSeq, a predicted model, not a curated record
UGUAUUCUCGCGGUGUCUUACGCUGGCGACGUCACGUUUUCAGCUAAAAGAUACAAGUACAUAUUUUUACACUACAUUCACAGCUUCAGCGUUGAUGCAAUGCGUGCUCCUGUGCGUUGGGUGCUGUGGGAUGUGAAAGACACCCUGCUGAAGGUGCGUUCUUCAGUGGGAGAACAGUAUUGUGAUGAGGCCAAACGAAUGGGCCUAAGCCUCAGUCCUGUGGAGGUAGAUGCUGCUUUCCGUCAGGCGUAUAGACAUCACUCCAGCACAUUCCCAAACUACGGCAUUGCUCAGGGACUGGACGGACAGUCUUGGUGGAAAGCGGUGGUGAAGGCCACCUUCUCUCAGUGCAAGGUGUGUGACCCGGCCCUGCUAAAUACAAUGGCCCUCAAUCUCUACCAGAACUUCAGCAAUGCAGAGAACUGGGAGAUUAUUCAUGUUUUAUUUGAGGUUUUUCCAGACACAAAGGCGGCUCUGGAGAGCUGUUCUUCACUAGGACUGCAUCUGGGAGUCGUUUCAAACUUUGACAACCGCCUUGAAGCCAUUUUACGCGGUUGUGGGCUGCUUUUUCACUUCAGCUUUCUGGUGACAUCAGAGGGGGCAGGUGUCGAGAAGCCCAAUGCCGCCAUCUUUGAUCAGGCGCUGCUGAAAUGCGGCGUGCCAGCUGCCAGCGUAGCUCACGUCGGGGACCACUACGUGAACGAUUACCUCACGUCACGCUCGGUCGGAAUCCACGGCUUCCUUUUAGACCGAAAAAGCCACUUUGACCGACAUGAUAUCCCUAAAGAGCAUCGUCUGUCAUCACUGGAUGAGCUGCCUGCAAGACUUAAACGGCACAUAGACGAAUGCUAACAUUUGUAAGUAUAAUUGUCAUGCAG